GUAAGGAAUGGGCUCGAAUAGUUUCUUAAAAGCCAAAUCUGUAUAUCGUACAAAGAGUGGUUCCAGCGGGGGUUCUGAUAAGGAGAUGAACGGGAAACUCAAACGGUCUAAAAUUAGGCGCCCAGUGAAAAUGAACGAGUAUGGAUUGAAAAGAAUACCGGAUUAUACAGAGUUGGCUUACAAGGAGGCAGUUUCGAAGCUGAGAUAUUUUUUAUCUGGGAAUAACGCACCGAGCGUACGUAGUUAUGGAGGGUCAGCUUCCAUUAAGAACCUCGACGAAUCGGACGGUGAUCUCGACAAGAAGUACUCCACUUCCUACAACACCCUGUCGGAAUACAAACCGCGGCCAAGACUUACCGCCAAGUAUGCUACCCUGUACGCCGAUAGUCUGAACAACUAUAAUGCACCACUACAACCUACGAUCACCACCACUGCACUACCACAAGCCGCAACCGGGGAUUUGUCAGGCGGUACCAACCAAGACGUGGUCAACUUUAUACAAAAGCAGGAGGAGUAUAUCGAACAACUCGAGCGUGAGAGUCAGUACUGCAGGGAUGAGCUCAACAAUCUCCUGGGAAAAGUGAAGGAAGUUAUAUCAGAGAACGAAAAUUUGCACGAGGCUCAGAAGAACAAACUGAUUUCUAGAAUGUUCCAUUCAUAUAACGCAGGAUCUGAAACUGAUGAACUAGAUGACUUGGGUGAUAGUACUGGAUUGGACAGUGACAAUAAGAUCUCUCCAUCCAAAAAUCGUAGGACUUCGAAACAACGCUCUACAAGAUUGGAAGGACCAAAUAUAGUCUUCGAGUCUCGUAUCUCCGAGCUAGAGGCUCAAUUGACGCAAGCUAAAAUAGACCUUAAGAAGGUGCAGGAUGAAAACAAUGAAAAUAAACGAAAGCUGGCUAACGGUCUUGUUGACUCAACAUGUCUAGAUGGCUUCAAGAGGCAAAUUGAUAAUUUGCAAAGGGACAAAUCAGCACUUGAAUCUCAGAUAUCCAAGCUAAAGUUAAACUUAGAUCAGAAGGAUGGGGACGACAAGUACAAAAGAGGUUCAGAUGCUGUGGAAAACCAGCUAAGGGAAGAGAGGAAUAAUUUGGAGAUGGAAAUACGACGGCUCAAGGAUGAUUUGGCAAAAGAGCGGUCUAAGGUGCGUGAGCUAGCUGGUGAAGGUGCACGUAGAGCAAUACAAGAGAGAAGCGCCGCUGAACAGCGGUAUAAUGCACACUUCGAUGAGCUACAGCACGAUUUGGCGGCGCAAUAUGACAAUGUGUCUAAGUUACAGCUGGAUCUAGAGAGGCAACGUCGUGAAGAAAACGAUUUGAAACGUGAAUUGUCAAUGAAGAAUGCCGCUGUGGAGGAACUUAAGAUGGAACUUAAGAACAAAUCAGCAUCUCUUCAAGCGGAUUUAGCACAAGCUCAUGCAGAGAAAGCAUCACUAGAAGAAGAGCUGGCAAGCGCUAGACUUGCUAUCGAAAGGCAUCAGCGUCAAGCUAAGCAUGAAUCGAAUCGGCUUAAUUCAGAAAUACAAUCUCUACGUCAACGCCUGGAUCGAGCCGAUGCAGAUUUGGUCCAUUCACGCAGAGAAAAUUUGCGCUUGUCAGAGCAAAUCUCUACCCUAGAGAAGGAGAUGAAUAUGAAGAAUCUUACUCCUUUAUCACCAGACAAGAAUAAAAAGGAGAAAGAACUUUCAUCGAUGAUGGAAUCCAUGGAAAAUAAACAUGCUAAGACCGUGGCUGAGUUGGAGUCCAUGAUACAAUCACAAAACAGUCUGAUGGAGAAACUCACCAGCGAAUGUCGUUUGCUUACAGACAAGCUCGACGACGCGAGUCGUAGGCACAAAAUGGAAAAGACAAAGUUGCUUUGCAGAAAUUCUGAACUUAUGAGAAAACUGAGAAACUUAUGGUCUUCUCAUAAAAAAUACUGCACUACCACCAUAGCACCUUAUCGAAGUUACACUCCCCUAAGUGGAUAUCCAAGUAGCUCAAACUAUGACUUAGACCGCACUUAUUUGAACUCCACUCCACAUACAUAUAGAAAUAGAUUUAGAGGUGCUAAUGGAUCUAUUUAUAAUGGACAAGCUAGAGAUGAAAUUGGUAACUUGAGCAGAAAUCUAAGUGAUCUCUCGCUCGAUAAAAUUGACGACUCUGAUGAUGAUCCUAUUAAGGUAAGAAAGGAUGCAAAAAUUGUUUAGAAAACCAAAAUACUCUAUAUAAUACAUUAAUGUGUGCGUGUGACCACGUGUGUGUGUGUGUUCAGGAAAGAACUGGCAACUCUGCAGCGUCAAGUAGAGCACCUCGGACGAUCUAUACAGACUCCGUACUCGCACCCACCUAGCAAUUUUCAAGCACCUUCCUCGCACACGCCCACAACCAACAGAAUACCACAUUCCCAACCCGAUUCCGGACCAGUCUAUACCGGAACUGAGCCCCCCAGAGACCCCGCAUUCAGACCAGACCCCAGUCUCGAUACAAACCUCCACAGUGAUCACGAAACAUCAGGAGAUGUAAUCCAAGACCACAUACAAGAACAACCUAGCGAUCUUACAGCAAAUUACAACAUAGGAGCACCUCAUGACCAACCAAUUAAUACACAAGAAUACAACGAGCCAGAAGAACAUACUAUCUCAAAACAAGAUUACCAUAACCAAGAUAUUAAAUCACAGAGAAAGUUGUCCAAACAAAAUUCAAGAGAGUCAAGUGGUAAAGAUGAAAAAAUUAUACACAAGCAACUAUCAAAAGAUAACAUAACACCUCAACAAAAGAUGGAAACAGAUGAUUCGGAACCUUUAGAAUCAAAUGUUGUAAGUCAAGAUUAUAAUACAGGCGUCAAUAGAGAAAAAGAGGUUAUAGACCAAACAAAAGUUGAUGAUACAAAAGGCAUGGACCAAGAUCAACUUGAAUAUGUUGCUGAUAAUAUACCUGUAGAGGGUGAGACACAGCAGUACGAUAAUCAACAGUAUAGCCCAGAAGAGUAUCAGAAUUACGAGCAAAAUUAUGAACCACCACAACAAAACUAUGAACAAACGCAACCAAACUUUGAACAACCCCAACAAUACACUGAACAGUAUGAAAAUUAUGAACAAUAUCCACAGCAAUACGCAGAUCCUAACGCUCAAUAUGGAGAACAAUAUGAGGAUAAUUAUCCUACAGAUGGAAAUAAUACCGAACAAGCCUAUGAUAAUACACAAUAUAAUCAAGAGUACACCGAAGAACAGCAAUAUUCUGAAAACGUUGAACAAACGGCUGAAUCGAAUGAAAAUGUUGAAGCAAGUGAAACGCCACAAGAUUUGCAAAAAAAUAGUACACCUAAAGAAAAAUUAGCUAGCCAAAGUUAGCAUUUAAAACUUAGUUAAUAAAAAAAACAUUUUUUUAAUGUGCAAUACU
This is a messenger RNA of Pararge aegeria (speckled wood butterfly), 3380 nucleotides long. RefSeq lists its product as uncharacterized. Gene Ontology annotation, cellular component: centrosome; centriole. The transcript has 17 exons. NCBI's taxonomy places the organism in Eukaryota, Metazoa, Arthropoda, Insecta, Lepidoptera, Nymphalidae. The record is from RefSeq and is a predicted model, not a curated record. Gene Ontology annotation, biological process: centrosome cycle; tube formation; neuron migration.